AUGCCGUUUGGAACCCAGGUGAACAGAACAAGUCCAAUGCAACUAUCUGAUGAUUAUGUCAAUGCAUGUUCAAUGCUAUAUAUUAUGGUAGUCCAUCAUUCACAGUGGUUCAAAGUUCAAACCAUUGGAGCUAAACCAAUGGAAACAUCAUCACUUCUUCAAAUAUUACUAAUUGUCAUCAAUUUUGCAACAAGACUUGCUCAUAAUGGCAAUGCCCAGUUAGUGAAUUGCAAAGCAUCCGACAGAGAAGCUCUUAUUGAGUUCAAAAAUGGACUCUCGGAUCCAAAUAACCUUCUCUCAUCAUGGCAAGGAGGCGAUUGCUGUCAAUGGUGGGGAAUAGGCUGCAACAAUAGAACUGGAGCUGUAAUUACUGUUGAUAUCCACAACCCAGAUCAAUUUCCAGGAAAGUUUGCGUUAGGAGGGGAGCUUAGAUCAUCAUUAGCAAAACUAAAGUCCUUGGAAUAUUUAGACUUGAGUUUUAAUGCAUUCAAUGGCAACCAAAUUCCUACAUUCUUUGAGUCUUUUGAGAGACUGCGAUAUCUAAACUUGGCAAAUUCUGGAUUUGGUGGAAAAAUACCUCCAAAUUUGGGAAACAUCUCUUCCUUGCAGCACCUUGACAUCUCUUCCACUUUUGGAGAAAAUUUUCUUGAUAAUCUUGAAUGGGUUACUGGCCUCACGUCCCUGAAAUAUCUAGUGUUGGAUGGGGUUGACCUUGCAAUGGUAGGAUCAAAAUGGGUUAGACCACUUAGCAUGCUUCCAGCUUUAAGUGAAGUUCACUUAUCUGAUUGUAACUUACAAAGGUCCACUUUGUUUGUUAGCUUUGCUAAUUCUAGUUCACUUGCUGUCAUAGACCUCAGUUACAACAACUUGAACUCGAUCCCCAGAUGGCUUGUGAAUAUCAGUAGCCUCUUAUCUGUUGAUCUCAGCUAUAACAGCAUUCAGGGGAGCAAUUCAAUUGGUUUUUGCAACCUACCAAAUCUGCGGUUCUUGAAUAUUGGUAACAAUAAUCUCGGUGUCAGCAGCUAUCAACUAUUCAAGCAGAGCUGGAGCAAGUUAGAGGUUCUUCAAUUGGAUAACAAUUUUGUGCAUGGUAAGCUGCCUGCUUCCAUCGGAAACAUGACAUCUCUCACUCAUCUUGAUUUGUCCCGCAAUUACAUUGAAGGUAGUAUUCCCAGCUCAAUCCGUCCACUGCCUCAUUUGCAGAACUUCUUGUUGAGCUGCAAUCAGUUGUGUGGUAUGCUGCCAAGUUGGUUGGGUCAGCUUCAAAAUCUUGUUGAACUUCAUUUAAAUUCUAACUUGUUCAAUGGAACUCUUCCAGACAAUUUGGGACAAAUCUCAAAGUUGUCAACCCUAGAUGUCUCUUCCAAUCAUUUGACUGGAAACCUCCCUGAAAGUAUGGGCAAACUUUCUCUGUUGAAAUACCUAGAUGUCUCCUCCAAUAGGCUGGUUGGUAUUGUCUCGGAAUCCCACUUUUUAAAGCUAAAAAAGUUGGUGUUCUUGGAUUUAUCCUUCAACUCUUUGAUUUUCAAUUUCAGUCCUAAUUGGGUUCCUGCAUUUCAACUGAAGUCACUCAUGAUGCGUUCAUGCAAUUUGGGGCCUUCGUUUCCAGGUUGGCUUAGAUCUCAAAGACAUAUUCUGGAAGUGGAUUUAUCGAAUGCUAAUAUCUCAGGCUCCAUACCCAACUGGUUUUGGGAUAUUUCUGGCAGUCUCUUUUUGUUAAAUUUUUCUUCUAAUUUGUUACAAGGUCACUUACCGAGUACUUUCAGUGUAGAUUUUUGUGCAAAAGUUGAUUUGAGUUUCAAUCUUCUUGAAGGUCGCAUUCCUCUUCCAAGUAACCAAAUUGCAGUAUUAAAUCUUUCUAAUAACAAAUUUUCUGGUCCCAUCCCGGAAAAUGUAGGUGACAACUCACUCAUUUUAGUCCUUUCUCUUGCAAGCAACCAAAUUACCGGUGCAAUCCCAACAUCUAUUGGGAGAAUGCAGGAAGUGCAAGUCAUUGAUCUCUCAAGGAACAAUUUAACAGGACGAAUUCCUAAGAGCAUAGGGAAUUGCAGUUUCUUGCAGGUCCUAGACCUUCAGAACAACUAUUUAACGGGGAGAAUUCCAAGUUCUUUGGGUCAGCUAACUGUUCUUCAUACAAUACAUCUAAGAAACAACAAGAUCACAGGAAAACUACCUUCAUCUUUCAAAAAUUUGUCAAGGUUGACAACUCUGGACCUUGGUUGCAACAGGUUGACUGGUAUAAUUCCACAAUGGAUUGGAGAAGCUUUUCCGGUUCUUAAAAUUCUUGACUUGAGGUCAAACGUGUUUUCAGGAGAACUUCCUUCUGCACUUUUGAAACUGAGUUCACUGAAUGUCUUGGACCUAGCAGAAAAUCAGUUGAGAGGAACCAUUCCCACUAACCUUGGUAGUCUUAAAUCCAUGACACAAGGAAAAAGCAUUCGUGAGGACUUACUUUAUUUUCUGGGAGAUUACUAUUACCAAGAACAUAUAGUUGUGAAUACAAAAGGCCAAUCUUUAGAGUACACAAGGACACUUUCCUUUCUGACAUGCAUUGACAUUUCUGGAAACUAUUUACACGGAGAGCUCCCACAUGAAGUAACAAAAUUGGAGGGAUUGGUGAUUUUGAACUUGUCAAGGAAUCACAUCAGUGGUCAAAUUCCUCAGGACAUUUCAAAAUUAUGUCAAUUGGCAUCCCUGGAUCGUUCAAGCAAUACGUUUUCAGGUCCACUCCCUCCAAGCAUGGUUUCAAUGUCAUUUUUGGAGUACUUGAACGUAUCAUACAACAACUUCUCAGGUCUGAUCCCUUAUUCAGGUCAAAUGGCAACUUUUGAGGCUUCUUCUUUUGCAGGAAACCCAAGACUUUGUGGUGCUCCUCUUGUUGUUGAGUGUUUUGUUUCCGAUCCCCCUGUUUCAGGAGUCAUUAGGGAGAUUGACAAUCGUUACGCUGUUGACAAGUGGUUUUACCUUGCCAUUGGGUUGGGAUUCGCAGUCGGUUUGUUGAUUCCUUAUUUAAUUAUGUCAACCAAAAGAAGUUGGAGCUUUGUGUACUUCGAUUCUGUGGAUAAAACCGUUGAUGAAAUUUUAUAUUUAGGUUGCAAAACAGCAGCUCAUUUUAGGAACUAUUGUUUUCAUCGUCAUUAA
Messenger RNA from Hevea brasiliensis (rubber tree), 3141 nucleotides. Its product is annotated as receptor-like protein EIX2. Lineage: Eukaryota; Viridiplantae; Streptophyta; Magnoliopsida; Malpighiales; Euphorbiaceae. Gene Ontology annotation, cellular component: plasma membrane. Gene Ontology annotation, molecular function: protein binding. The coding region runs from base 1 to 3141 and encodes 1046 amino acids. The transcript has a single exon. The record is from RefSeq and is a predicted model, not a curated record.